AUGGCUCUCCAGAAAUACUCGUUGCAAGUGAAGCAUAUACCGGGGAAAGAACUGCUGCUAGCAGACGCACUUUCACGUUUUCCCGCUAAGGAAACACUGGAAGAAGAGGAAAAGUUCCGAGUAAACGCGCUAGAGCACAUACCAGUUCCUCAAGACCGCCUUCAAGAAAUCCGAGAGGCAACCGCAAGUGACGCACAACUGCAACUGCUGCGUCAGUAUGCGCGGACUGCAUGGCCGGAAGAGAAAGACCAAGUGCCGCAACUUGGAAGGCCUUUUUGGUCAUACCGGAAGGAAAUCUAUGAAGAAGAUGGACUUGUACUCCGAUCGAACAAGCUAGUUAUACCUACAGCUAUUAGGCAAAAGAUCAUCAACCUGCUGCACGCAGCACACGCAGGCAAGGAGAAGAUGAAAAGAAGAGCUCGAGAUAUCCUGUUUUGGCCAGGAAUCAACGCUGACAUCGAGGGCAAGUACGACAACUGCAGCAUAUGUCAAAAGUACAAGCCCAGAAAUGUCAAGAUGCCACUCUUGAGUCAUGGGGUGCCAGCACUGCCUUGGCAGUAUGUUAGUGUGGAUUUCUUUACUCAUCAAGGACGGGAUUUCAUAAUCAUGUUGGACUGCAACUCAUUUAACUUCGAGGUCGAAGAAAUGAAAACCACCACAGCUUCCAAAGUUAAAGAGUUUUGCUUGAAGGCCUUCGCAACACACGGACUCCCUUCAAAACUUUUAAGUGAUAAUGGCCCGCCGUUUGGGAGCCACGACUUCAAAAAGUUCCUGAAAAACUUGAAGAUCGAGCAAGUAGCUUCAAGCCCUUACCAUGCCCGAUCAAAUGGCAUGGCCGAACGAGCCGUGAGGCAGGCGAAACAAUUGCUGAGAAAAAGUGCAAACACGGAAGAGUUUUACUAUGCACUUCUUGAAUGGCGCAACACUCCACGAGACGAGGUCCUCCAAUCACCAGUACAAAGAUUGAUGAGCCGGCAUACAAGAACGCUGUUGCCCGCCAGGCUUGAACAUUACCUACCUGUUACCGUACCGCCCGAAGCCGUCACACAACGCCUCACAUAA
Messenger RNA from Ixodes scapularis (black-legged tick), 1062 nucleotides. RefSeq lists its product as uncharacterized. Lineage: Eukaryota; Metazoa; Arthropoda; Arachnida; Ixodida; Ixodidae. Gene Ontology annotation, molecular function: nucleic acid binding. The coding region runs from base 1 to 1062 and encodes 353 amino acids. The transcript has a single exon. The record is from RefSeq and is a predicted model, not a curated record. Gene Ontology annotation, biological process: DNA integration.